GCGUAGCAAAUCCAGGCAGUGCCACUCGCGGCCCGGGCCGGGCGGCACCGAGAACGAGCCGCGCCCGCGCUGCGUCGCGCCGCCCGCAUGGAGCCCGCCGCCGGCUUUCUGUCGCCGCGCCCCUUCCCGCGUGCGGCCGCUCCGCCCGCGCCCCCCGCCGGGCCCGGGCCGCCCAGGAGUGCCGGGCCGGGACCUGAGCUGGAGGCGCUGGCCGGGCCACCCGCGCCGGACCCUGGGCGCCUCAUCACGGACCCGGGCAGCGGCCGCACCUUCUUCAAAGGCCGACUGUUGGGCAAGGGGGGUUUCGCCCGCUGCUACGAGGUCACUGACACAGAGACCGGGGGUGCCUUCGCGGUCAAAGUCAUCCCGCAGAGCCGCGUCGCCAAGCCUCAUCAGCGCGAGAAGAUCCUAAACGAGAUUGAGCUGCACCGAGACCUUCAGCACCGUCACAUUGUGCGUUUCUCGCACCACUUUGAGGACGCCGACAACAUAUACAUUUUCCUGGAGCUCUGCAGCCGGAAGUCGCUGGCCCACAUCUGGAAGGCCCGGCACACCCUGUUGGAGCCAGAGGUGCGUUACUACCUGCGGCAGAUCCUUUCCGGCCUCAAGUACCUGCACCAGAGGGGCAUCUUGCACCGGGACCUCAAGCUGGGAAAUUUUUUCAUCACCGAGAACAUGGAGCUCAAGGUGGGGGAUUUUGGGCUGGCAGCCCGCUUGGAGCCUCCAGAGCAGAGGAAGAAAACCAUCUGUGGCACCCCCAACUAUGUGGCUCCAGAAGUGCUGCUGAGACAGGGUCAUGGCCCUGAGGCAGAUAUAUGGUCACUAGGCUGUGUCAUGUACACGCUGCUGUGUGGGAGUCCGCCUUUUGAAACAGCUGACCUGAAGGAGACGUACCGCUGUAUCAAGCAGGUUCACUACACGCUGCCCGCCAGCCUCUCACUGCCUGCCCGGCAGCUCCUGGCCGCCAUCCUGCGGGCCUCACCCCGAGACCGCCCAUCAAUUGACCAGAUCCUGCAUCAUGACUUCUUUACGAAGGGCUACACUCCCGACCGGCUCCCUGUCACCAGCUGCACGACAGUCCCAGACCUAACACCCCCCCACCCAGCUAGGAGUCUCUUUGCCAAAGUUACCAAGAGCCUCUUUGGCAGGAAGAAGAAGAGUAAGAACCAGUCCGAGGAGCGAGACGGGGUUUCCUGCUUGGUGAAUGGCCUCAGGCAGACGUCCAUUGGCCAUAAGGGUGCCAGGCCCGAGGAUCCAGCAGCUUCUGGUCCAGCCCCCCUCAGCCUUGUAGAGACUGCACCUGAAGACAGCUCACCCCGGGGGACACUGGCAAGCAGUGGAGAUGGAUUUGAAGAAGGUCUGACUGUGGCCACAGUGGUGGAGUCAGCCCUCUGUGCUUUGAGAAACUGUGUAGCCUUCAUGCCCCCAGCGGAACAGAACCCAGCUCCCCUGGCACAGCCAGAGCCUCUGGUGUGGGUCAGCAAGUGGGUUGAUUACUCCAACAAGUAUGGCUUUGGGUAUCAACUGUCCAGCCGCCGUGUGGCCGUGCUCUUCAACGAUGGCACACACAUGGCCUUAUCAGCUAAUAGAAAGACUGUGCACUACAACCCCACCAGCACAAAGCACUUCUCCUUCUCUGUGGGCGCUGUGCCCCGGGCCCUGCAGCCUCAGCUGGGCGUUCUGAAGUAUUUUGCCUCCUACAUGGAACACCAUCUCAUGAAGGGUGGAGAUCUUCCCAGUGUGGAAGAGGUGGAAAUGCCUGCCCCCCCGUUGCUGCUGCAGUGGGUCAAGACUGAUCAGGCCCUCCUCAUGCUGUUUAGCGAUGGCACAGUCCAGGUGAACUUCUAUGGAGACCACACCAAGCUGAUUCUCAGUGGCUGGGAGCCCCUGCUUGUGACUUUUGUGGCCCGCAAUCGCAGUGCUUGUACUUACCUUGCAUCCCACCUCCGGCAGCUGGGCUGCUCUCCAGACCUGCGGCAGCGGCUCCGCUAUGCUCUGCGUCUGCUCAGAGACCGCAGUCCUGCCUAGACCCAAUCCUGCAGAGCAGGCCCUGACCCAAGCCCCCAGGCCUGAGCCUAUGCCUGUGUGGCCCUGGUCCUUGCCUUGGUGGCCCUCCCCCUCCUUUUGGUGCCUCACUGGGGGCUCUGGGCUAACUCCCCCAGGGAAUCAGGGACCAGCUUUACUGGGGUUGGGGGCAGCCUGCCCUUGCUGCCUCCUACCCUUCUCCAAGAUAAGCCUGAGCCUUAGCCCCCAGCUCAGGGGGCAUUAUUUAUGGACCACUUUUAUUUAUUGACAGACAUUUAUUUAUGGGGAUGUAGCCCUGGGGAGGGCCUCCUCCUGGGAUAAUAAACCGUUUUGCAGAA
Messenger RNA from Choloepus didactylus (southern two-toed sloth), 2363 nucleotides. It is a transcript of the gene PLK3, whose product is annotated as polo like kinase 3. Gene Ontology annotation, molecular function: protein serine/threonine kinase activity; protein binding; ATP binding. Gene Ontology annotation, biological process: regulation of cytokinesis; mitotic cell cycle; DNA damage response. The record is from RefSeq and is a predicted model, not a curated record. Gene Ontology annotation, cellular component: centrosome; spindle pole; nucleus. Bases 88 to 2028 code for a protein of 646 amino acids. The transcript has 15 exons. NCBI's taxonomy places the organism in Eukaryota, Metazoa, Chordata, Mammalia, Pilosa, Megalonychidae.